Molecule: messenger RNA, 1182 nt
Organism: Zychaea mexicana
Lineage: Eukaryota; Fungi; Mucoromycota; Mucoromycetes; Mucorales; Lichtheimiaceae
Product: RNA polymerase III subunit RPC82-domain-containing protein
Exons: 5
Coding region: 1-1182 (393 amino acids)
Biological process (GO): DNA-templated transcription
Cellular component (GO): RNA polymerase III complex
Molecular function (GO): single-stranded DNA binding
Source: RefSeq, a predicted model, not a curated record
AUGGCUGCAGCUGGAUGUAUUACUGCAGUACUACCUGAACAUACACGUUCCAGCACCGAUCGAUACCUAGCAGCAGAAGAAAAGGAGGCUGAGAAAUACAUGAUCACAACCGCAAAGGAUUUACAAGCAAUUAAGAUGGCAGCGCAUGCACAGAUUGAGGCCGAAUCAUCAAUGGCCGAAGGAAUCGGCAUGAAACGUAAAGCAGAAGAUUCGUUAGGCCCGACAAACAGCAAGAGAGCAGCACGGAAGGGCGACGAUGAUCUUGAUGUUGAGGUCGAUCCAAAAGUAUUUUUUGGUAUCCACUAUGAAAAAUUUACAAUGAUCUUUAGAAACAACGCCAUUGUGGAUUAUGCAACCGAGCGGGUCAACCAUACAGCUGGUCAAGUCAUUAAAGCAUUUUUAGAUUACGGAAAGGCAAAGAUGAAGAGUCUCCACGAGAAUGAUUCACCCUCGGCAUCGCCUCUUCACAUUGUCAACUGCAUACCAUCAGAAAUCAUUACGCAAGACGAUAUCGUGUUACAACCCGAUCCAUUAGAGCCCAACAAAAAGCCAUCCCUUCAAGAAGUGGUCCGAGCCUACAUUAUGUUGCUCAAGACGGACCAGGCAGGAUUUAUCAAAUCCAAGGAUGAAAUGGGCGCCAAUCAAUUUUCUGUCAACUUUGCCAAAUUGCGGGAAACCAUGAAGCGUCGUGUCUUUGAGGGCAUCCUGCGUGAAAAGUAUGGUGUUGCUACGUGUCGUAUUGUUCGCAUCUUGAUCGAAAAGGGAAAGCUGGAUGAAUCGCAAGUGCAGAAAUUGGCCAUGUUGCCGCCUAAAGAAGCGAGAGAAAAACUUGGUUUGUUGCACACAAAGGGCAUUGUUGAAAUUCAGGCAAUACCUCGAUCGGCUGACCGUGCCCCAGCACGUACAUUCUUUCUUUGGUACGUCCCCUUGGAAAAAUGUUAUCAAGAGGUGUUGAUCGAUGCUUACCGCGUGAUCCUUAACCUUCAACAACGGAAACGAGAAGAAUUGAAAAUCCGCAGUCGUUUGUUGGAUAAAUUGAGCCGUCAAGACGUAAUGGAAAACAUGGAUUUGCUGGGCGAUGCAGAUAAGGCCGAACUGAGCCAAAUGCAAAAAGUAAUUCAACGACUGGAAACCUCCAAAAAGCGCAUGGACGAUGUUGUGAUGAUCUUUCGGGAUUUCUGA